Messenger RNA from Chelmon rostratus (copperband butterflyfish), 4761 nucleotides. It is a transcript of the gene tbc1d16, whose product is annotated as TBC1 domain family, member 16. NCBI's taxonomy places the organism in Eukaryota, Metazoa, Chordata, Actinopteri, Chaetodontiformes, Chaetodontidae. The record is from RefSeq and is a predicted model, not a curated record. The transcript is spliced from 13 exons. The coding region runs from base 175 to 2433 and encodes 752 amino acids. Gene Ontology annotation, biological process: activation of GTPase activity. Gene Ontology annotation, molecular function: GTPase activator activity. Gene Ontology annotation, cellular component: early endosome.
AAACAAGACUACAGCUCCUAACAGCUGAGCUAAAUAAGGGAGAAAGGCGGUUAAACGACGCCGGUUCACGCUGCUCGGUCCCCGGCUGCCCGCUGAGAUGGAUGUCCGACAUGGGCUGUAGACUUCUGCGGCGGGACUGAAGAGGAUGGGCCCAGUGUCCCGGUGCCUGAGGAGAUGUCUCUGGGUCGGCUCCUGCGGCGUGCCUCCUCCAAGGCCUCCGACCUCCUGACCUUUAACCCCGGGGCGGGGGGCACAUCGCUGCGCUCGGGCCUGGAUGGCGAGGUCAUCUUCUCCAAGAAUAAUGUUUGUGUGCACCCUGCGGAGCACCUGCCCGGCCUGGCGGAGCACCACCCAGGCUACCUGUGUGUGCACACGGAGAAGGAUGAGAGCCUGGGCACCACCCUGAUUCUGACCUGGGUGCCCAACUCGCGCAUCCAGAGACAGGAUGAGGAGGCGUUGCGCUACAUCACGCCAGAGAGCUCCCCUGUACGCAGGAACGCCCGCCGCAGAGGCCGACGACCCCAUUCUCGUCACCCAGCAGCCCAGGAGGAAGAUGAGGACGAGGAGAGGAACAUCACCAGCAGCACCUCAGCAGAGAGCCAGAGCCUGGUGGUGGAGGCCGGAGCAGAUCCCUCCUCGCACCAGCAGCAGCUGCCCUCGGCGGGGGAGGAGGGCGACGAGGGCUCCUGCGAGCUGUCGGACGAAGUGAGUCGGGACAGCACCAUGGGUUCGGACUCGGACACUUUCUCCUCCCCCUUCUGCUUGUCCCCCGUCAGCGAGGCCCUGUGUGAAAGCAGCGGCUCUGUCUUCCUGGACAGUGAAAGCAGGGAGCUGUGCGAGGAGUCCAUGACCCACUCCGCAAGCUCCGCCUCCAGCCUGGACAGCCACGCCCCGUCCGAGAGCAGUGGCCAGUCGCAGGGCGCGCGGUGGGAGGAGCAGCAGAAGGUGCUGGCUCUGGAGCAGUUGUGUGGCGUUUUCAGGGUGGACCUGGGUCACAUGAGGUCGCUGAGACUCUUCUUCAGUGAUGAGGCGUGUACCAGUGGCCAGCUGGUGAUAGCCAGCAGAGAGAGCCAAUAUAAGAUCCUCCACUUCCAUCAUGCUGGCCUGGACAAGCUGGCCGAGGUCUUCCAACAGUGGAAGUGCUGCAGGGAAACUCAGCUCAAAGACCAGGUGUCAGUUGAGAAAUCCUGCAUGCAGUUUUCCAUCCAGAGGCCCACCCUGCCGUCGGCUGAGACCCACCCAGAGGAGAAGCUUUAUCGGCGGCUGGACGUCACCACCUGGCUGCGUCACCUGAACCACAGUGGGCAGGUGGAAGAGGAGUACAAGCUACGCAAGGCCAUCUUCUUCGGUGGCAUCGACCCAUCCAUCCGCGGCGAGGUGUGGCCCUUCCUGCUGCACUACUACAGCUAUGACUCCACCUCUCAGGAGAGGGAGGCCUGGAGGCUGCAAAAACGCACCCACUAUCAUGACAUCCAGCAGAGGAGGCUGUCCAUGAGCCCGGAGGAGCACAGCGAGUUCUGGAGAAAGGUCCAGUUCACAGUGGAUAAAGACGUGGUGAGGACGGACCGCAGCAACCACUUCUUCAGAGGAGAGAAUAACCCCAACGUGGAGAUCAUGAGGCGGAUUCUGCUCAACUAUGCAGUGUUUAAUCCAGACAUGGGCUACUGCCAGGGCAUGUCUGACCUGGUGGCUCCCCUGCUCACUGAGAUCCAGGAUGAAAGCGACACCUUCUGGUGCUUCGUCGGCCUCAUGGAGAACACCAUCUUCAUUAGCUCACCUCGUGAUGAAGACAUGGAGAGGCAGCUGAUGUACCUGCGGGAGCUGCUGCGUCUCAUGCUGCCCCGCUUCCACCAGCACCUCACCAGGCUGGGGGAGGACGGCCUCCAGCUGCUCUUCUGCCACCGCUGGAUCCUGCUCUGCUUCAAACGAGAGUUCCCCGACACCGAGGCUCUGCGAAUGUGGGAGGCCUGCUGGGCACACUACCAGACGGAUUACUUCCACCUGUUCCUGUGUGUGGCCAUCAUCGUUCUCUACGGGGAGGAUGUGACCGAACAGCAGCUCGCCACUGACCAAAUGUUGCUCCACUUCAGCAACCUCUCCAUGCACAUGAAUGGAGAACUGGUGCUACGCAAGGCCCGCAGCCUCCUCUACCAGUUCCGCCUCCUCCCCAGAAUCCCAUGCAGCCUACACGACCUCUGUAAACUGUGUGGCCCGGGGAUGUGGGACAGCCGCUACAUCCCCACUGUGGAGUGUUCUGGUGAACACCCAGACUCGCAGAGCUGCCCCUAUGGAGGCACCUCCACGCCCCAGCCCUCCUCACCUUCCCCGUCAUCCACGCCUUCACCCUCACCAAACCCCACCACCACGCCUCCACCGGUGGGCAAGAAAGGCUCCAAAACCCGGGAUAUUUUCACCUUCCGGAAACAGUCCUGAGGUGGAGGCGAGGGGGAGCUUUGCUGGUCUUGGCUCGUGUUAGUACAGCAAAGGUUUGGAUCCAUCUGCUGGAUUCCUGAACUAUUUGCUGCCCCCCUUCUCUCCACAACCCCUGCUUCUAGUUUCACUGUUACUGAGGAUUUUUGUCACUUGAUCCGUUCAUGUGGUGCAACGUGGAACACUGUCUUACCAGAAUGUUACUUACAGCGUUCGGCAUCACGUGAAAUCUGCGAUGAGGGCAGUUUCGCUGCCCGACGGGCCGGAAGACGAGAGGCUGCUUUCCUCUUGGAGCAGAACAGACAAUCACCAGGCGCUCUGUUGGUCUGGAGCUUCUUCAGGUUCGAGUCUGCUGCUGGCUUGGCAUACUUCCAUGGGCUUUUUAGCCAGGGGUCACAUCAGGGUCUGAGGCAACCAGCCUGCAGACUCUGACCGCGGGUCAAACGAAACUGGAGACUCAUUCACAGGACUUGAACUUGAACUUGGAAAAAAAAAGUUCCUGUGUUCUCACAGCCGAAUAUUUGUGUGAAUAUCAAAUUAUAUGUGCAUAUCUCAAGUCUGAGCAGGACAUUUCUCACAUGAAUCCAAACCCUCUGUGUUAACAAAGACGGGUUAACCUACAAAUAGGAUUCUAACUAAUUGCCGGUACUUUUAAGUUUUGUUUUCGCUUUCAUUUCCAACCAAGUGAAUGUUUGCGUUUAUAUCAGAGAUAUCAAAGUUACCAAUAUUUAGCAAUAUUAUAUCCUUGCAUGAGUGAUUCUUGACAUUAUAGAGGGCGCAACAUGUUUGUUGGAAAACACUCGAGCCCAAAACAGAGGUAAGAAUGUGUUUACAUGACAAACACAUCGCGACAGGGCUCCGCAUAUUUCCUCAUCAGAUUUUGUUUGGGAACAUUUUCAUAAUUCUGUGUUAAAACGGUGUUUCCAGACAGGCAGGAGGCAGCCAGGCGUAUGUUUCCUUCUGAUAAAGUCUGACACGGACGUUUAUUUUACCUGUCGAGCAACAAGAGCUGAACCAUUUACACAUUACCAUCACAAGGUAUAAUAUGAGUUUCCUGUUCGAGGUGUUGGAUGGAUAUGACAGCGCCGUCUGCCAAAGAAAGCAUAGAUCAAGUUGUUAUCCUGACAGAGAAAUUGAUGGCCUUGUGUUUUACUUGAAGUUUGGUCUUGAAACCACGUUUAGACAAAUUGUGAAAAAAUUGUCAGCACAGUGUUAUCGGUUUUUUUUUUCUCUCCACUUUCACCUGAAAAUGAACAACGAACACACGAACCACACUGAGAAUCAGUCCACAUGAAUGUAUCUGUGUUUUCUUCUUCUUCUCGCUCAGCAACAACAGUGUGAAACUCUUGGGUGUACGCGUGGGUGUGUGUAUAAACUGGAGUGACCUCUAAACAUCUGGUAAUGAGUUGGAGAACAGCUGUAGAAAAGCCCCCCCCCACCUCCCUGACCAGUCUCUUUAAUUAUAGCAGUCAUCAUGGGGGAGAGAAAAGAAGAAAGAAAAGCUGCUCUGGAGAAGAAUGCGAUAUGGAGAGGAAUGGGAUGAUUUAGGCUUCAUGCUGGGAUGUAUAGUGAGCUUGUGUCUUUGAUUUGCAGGUCCCAGAUGUAAAGGUGGUCUUUUCCCAGAGAGCUUUUGAGUGACGCUCCUUUAACAGCAUUUUCAAGAUGUGAAAACAUCUUGAAAAUGCUGCUAAAAUGCUGCUAAAUUCUGUCUCUCUCUCUCUCUCCCUCUCUCUCAUGGUCGCUCUCUCACUCAGCAAGAAAUCUCUGCAAAUGACAUUCAUAACUGCUCCUUUUCCCUAUCAGUUAUUAUGUGCAGCUGCUUUCAGGAAAUGCACGCAGAGUUUUGAAGAUUGGCCGGCUGCGUUAAAAUGAGCAAAGUCUAGAGAUGCACGUUGGGAAAGUAAUCAAACUGGGUGUGUAUGUGUGUGUCUGUGUGUGUGUGUGCCUCAAUGAACUCAUGAAUUUUAUUCAAAUCCUCAUUGAAAUCACAUUGUCUGCACAGCCACUCCGAGUCACGAGCCUAAUUAGCGACUACUCCUAUUUAACGGGGGUUUGAUCAGUCAUCACUGAAUGUACAAUGUUGCUGUUAAGCUCCAUGAUAUGCUGAUGUAUUACUGUACACAUCUCAGAAAAAAGAGCCUAUUCUUGGUACUGAUAAAAACACAGUCAUACUUCAAAGAAACAUGUUUUACUGAACAACGAAAUGUACUCAGCGUACAAUUUAUAAAUGCCUUUCUGACAAUAAAUGACUUGUGAUUGUGAUCUGAUACCAAGUAAAAACAAUGCUGGGAUUUACAAACCACCACCUUUUCAUCAUUAAACACUGCUUAA